Molecule: messenger RNA, 1058 nt
Organism: Selaginella moellendorffii
Lineage: Eukaryota; Viridiplantae; Streptophyta; Lycopodiopsida; Selaginellales; Selaginellaceae
Exons: 12
Coding region: 8-1006 (332 amino acids)
Cellular component (GO): chloroplast
Source: RefSeq, a predicted model, not a curated record
UUCUCUAAUGAAAAAAGGAAGAUCUUUAUCAAUGGCGAUGGCUAUGGCAUCGUGCAGUGGCAGAAUCCCAAGUGGUCUUACAUUAUCGCGAAGAUCCAGGCACAGAUUCGUGGCCGCUGCGUCCGAGGAUGAUUCCAGAGUAGCAAUUCAAGAAGAAGCUUCUUCCGCGAUCGACGUUGUCAAGAAAGAAUUUCAGGCAAGGAGAUACCAUGUGGAGAAUGACAAAAUGUUCGACAUAUUGGGCGCUUCCUUGGCAGUGCCGCUUCGUCUGGGAACAGGAGCUCUCGUCCAAGGCUACAAGGCAUCCUUUGUUCCCAAGGAGCAAGUUCCACCGUCGCAGUACUCGCUCUUUGAUUUUGGAGGACAGAAGCUCGUGGAGACUGCAGUGCUAGGAGCUCGACCACAACAGCCCAUACAAAUCUAUGAAUUCGAAGGUUGUCCAUUUUGUCGUAAGGUCAGAGAAGCUGCUACGAUCCUGGAUCUCGACAUCUUGUUUUAUCCCUGUCCUAAAGACGGUCCAACCUAUCGUCCCAAAGCUAUCGAACUUGGUGGUAAAAAGCAAUUCCCUUACAUGGUAGAUCCCAACACGGAUGUUGCAAUGUACGAAUCGGAUGAAAUCAUCAAGUACCUUGUAGAUAAAUACGGGAAUGGGAAGGUGCCUUUUAUGCUGUCACUGGGUUUCUUCACGACUCUAACAGCAGGAUUAGCAAUGCUUGGGCGUGCAGGCAAGGGAUCCCAAUACGUUCCUGCGAGAAAACCAGACAAGCCUCUAAAGAUCUGGGCGUACGAGCUUUCGCCUUUCUGUAAGAUCGUACGAGAAAGGCUGGUUGAAUUGGAGCUCCCUCACGUUUACUACAAUGCCGCUCGUGGAAGUCCCAAACGAAAUUAUCUCUUGGAACGGACUGGAAUUUAUCAGGUUCCUUUCUUAGAAGACCCCAACACCGGUGUGGAGAUGUUUGAAAGCUCGGAGAUUAUCAAGUAUCUUAACACAACGUAUGCCUUGUAAAGAAAAGAGAUUCUCAUCUUAUAGAUAAAUUCAAGCAGCAGUUUUGGAAGUA